Molecule: messenger RNA, 3060 nt
Organism: Aspergillus tanneri
Lineage: Eukaryota; Fungi; Ascomycota; Eurotiomycetes; Eurotiales; Aspergillaceae
Exons: 4
Coding region: 1-3060 (1019 amino acids)
Source: RefSeq, a predicted model, not a curated record
AUGGAUCCCGUUGAUGCUGUGUACAGAUUUGAUCCUUUCAGUGAAGAUGCUGCCCAGUACGACGAUUCUGAUGGUGAGUUGGACCAGAUCGAUUGGGAUGAUCCAGCCUCUUUCUUUGAAAAACUCAAUCUGCCUAAACCGUCAUCUUAUCCAACUGCCGACGAGGUUCGCCAAGAGAGUCGGGAGAGAGCGGCCAAAGUAUUGUCGACCUGGGAAUCUCUGAGCAAGAUCAUUGAGCGUCAUGAAGAACGGAUCCAGAAACGAUGGCGCCAAAAAUCUCAAUCCAAACGUCGCCAGAUCCUUCAAACUGCUUGGCCAAAUAUGUCAAAGGUACACCGACCUGAUUUCGACGCGUUCAAAAAGGGAAUCGGCGAGCAGGCUCGAGAGGCAUAUUUAUGGCCUUACAUUAAUCUCGAGGACCUGGAACGACCAAGACCAUUGCUCCUGUUCCUUAAUGCCCGGGCCCGCCAACCACCACAUUGUUUUGCCCAUGCCGAUUUUAAUGCUCCCCAUCUUGGCCACGGCUCAGGUGCUGUAAGAACCGCCUUUCUUAACUUGCAUACCAUGGUGUUCACCGGAAGAACAACUCCGGAAACAUACGGAGAACUGCUUGCAUGGGAGGGGAAUGACCCCGAGGUUUUCAAUUGGGCUACCACCGGAAAAGGAUUCCAUCCAGGUCAUGGCUUGUUGGUUUUGGAAAUCCAGCAGCGACUCUACGAAUUCCUUUUAGAAUGUUGCUGCCAAAUUCUUCAUGAUAUUCCUCGGGAGUCCAUGAUCACUGACUUCCCUGUUCAGCCGGAGCCCACGAUCAAAGAUGAAGGAGACUGGCAUUCGCUCGCUGCUAUUGCGGCGGACGCACCUUACCGUUUCCCUGCCAAGCUUGAUUUACGGUCCCUUGAAGAUCUAGUUGGUGCGAAACGUUUCGCUGCAGAGGACCAUCUCCUGGCAUUACGGGAAGACCCCGGAUACUUUGUAGAUGUUGUCAACGAAUACAAGGACCAUCGAAUGGAAGUCAUUCCGGAUAUUGAUGGCAAUACCCAUCCGACUCUAACACCAUAUACUCACCGUUUAUUCUGGAACCGCGUUUUGCAAAAUGUUGUCGCUGAAGCUUACUUCGCCCUUGAAACAUGGGACACUCUUCAUACAGCUCUCGCCAACUUGCGUCAACUUCAAUCCCGGUAUCAAAACCAGAUAUCUCCCAACAAGGACCUCCCAAAGGCCCUGCACGAGGAAUUUGUGAAAAUACGGUAUUUCCUGGAGCAAUUUACGCUCGGUCCACUUGGUCAACUUAAGGACGCCGUACCCCCCUCCCCUCCACUUCGAUCGCUAUUCGAGCGCCAGCCACAGAUUCAAGGCUCUACAAAAUUGCGAGUACAAUCCCGGCCGGAUGUAUCUAGGUCAGAGAGUCAGGCUGAGCUGCUAUGGAUAAUGGAAACCCUUUGGGGUGAUAGUCGAAAGAUGUACCUCGUCGGUCGAAAAACCCUUAUGGAUAAACUCGAGCGCCUAGUUCAGAGUGAUCCGAAGAACAAGGAUCUUGUAUCAGCGCGAGUUGCUAGUAUCAUUUCAGACCUGUCUGUCUUGUCCGAAUGCCUUUAUCAGAUUGAACUGUAUCAGCCCUGGGCGGCCACGUUCGAAAAUGGCUUCGCCGAGCGUUGCGACGAGAUUAGGAAAGAAUACUCCGAUUUAGUCCGUGGCUGGAGUGAUUUUCUCAUUAGCUUUGAAGGGACACGUCUCGGCGAUCUUGGAGCCGUGGAAAAGCGUCGAUUCUACUAUCCCGUCGAAAAGCGACGAAAUCGGGAGAAUGUCGAACUCAUGAGAUCUGCCGAGGCGAAUCUGGACGCGUUCUGGCUUGCGGUAGACAACCAUAUUCCCAUCAAAUGCGGUAUGACCCGACGCAACGCUACGUACCGGACGCUUUCCCGAAUUUCUGGAAAGCUCCAAAGAACGCCGGUCUGGCUAGAGCCAGACAGGCAACCCCCCCAAAUAAAAACUUCGAAGCAAACCCUUUCAGACCACCAAUUUGAGCUCGAAUAUCGAACCGAAAAGACCACCGAGUUGUGGACUCUGCCAGUACCCAAAAGGAAGGUGAAAGCCCGCGGAAAGCUAAAUGUUUCCGAAACCCUGGUGGAACCUUCGCUACCUCCGCAGACUGAUUGUCCGCAGAUCGACUGUCAGCCCACGUUCAGAGUGGACAAGCGAUCUUUAAAAGUUUUCUCAACGCUUUUCUUCCAGCCCUCGCAAACAGCUCUGCCGGGAGAAAUCCCGUGGAAUGAUUUUCUCCACGCAAUGAGUUGUACAGCAUUUUUCGUGCAGAAGCUUUACGGAUCGGAUGAGGAUUAUGCUGGGCAGCAGGGCCAGGGACGAGGAGGCACUAGAGGUAUUCUCACGCGGAUCGAGACCCAUGGCGUGACCAAUGCGACCCGGGAGGAUGGCGGGGUCGUAGCCUCUAGCCUCGAAAGCCUUCUAGGUGAGAACAUAGAGGUAGCGCAGAAGGGCCUCCGAGUGCAUGCGGGUGCGCGCCUCCGCGGCGACAGCCAGCAAAUGGCGAAUGGUGCGAUUCACGAUGUCCGCUCUGGCGUCAACGCAGACGGUCGCGCCAGCUCGAAGUGCAUGUCGUUGGCGACGGCCCAGAUGAACAUCGAGACGGUCUCGGGUAAUAGCAACCUGGCAUCAAGGAAGCCAUUUCUGAUGCCCCAAGGAUGCCCCAAGGAGGCCAAAAACAAACGGCUUUCUGUCUCGACUGAUGACGAUGACUCAACUCUUUGUACCUCGGACUCUCCACUUUAUGAUCUCGCUACAAGCUAUGAGUCAGGGUCUUCAACGCCCAACACUAGCCCGGAGCUUUUACCAAUCGAUCCGGAGCUACUGCAAGGAGAUAAUAUCCCCUUAAUUGGACUAGAUGGACAAAAACCAGACCUUAGGGAUGCAAAGGAACUCAGCGAACCCGAAUACUGUGGGCUUUCUUUAGAACCCAAAGUCUCACCUGUGUCCGAUGCCUCCCAUAUCGACAAUUCUCUGGAUACUGAAGAUAGUAUAGACGAGAAUACGGACACGGACUAG